GCUCCUAAUCGUGAGCUCAUGACUUACUGGCUGCAGGAGCUUCAGCAGAAAAGAUGGGAAUAUUGCAACAGCCUCGACAUGGUCAAAUGGGACAGCAGGACUUCCCCAACUCCAGGGGAUUUUCCUAAGGGCCUCGUAGCCAGAGAUAACACAGAUAUAAUUCCCCAGCACCCGAAUCCUUCUGCGGAAAAAGCCAGAACUGUGCUCGCUGUGGAAGCUGCCCCUGGAGAGCUGGUGGGAGACCGAGCUGCUCGCCAGCCAGCCCCAGGGCAUCCGAAUUCCAUUAACUUUUACUCUCUGAAGCAGUGGGGUAAUGAGCUCAAAAAUUCAAUGUCAUCCUUCCGUCCUGGGAGAGGGCACAGUGAGAGUCGCAGGACUGUGUUUUACACCAAUGAAGAGUGGGAACUUUUAGACCCACCUCCUAAGGACCUAGAGGAGUCCCUGAUACAGGAAGAAAGGAAAAAGCAGAUGCCUGAGGGGAGCAAAGGAGUCACUAGUUCAGGAUUCCCCUUCGAGUUUGGACGGAACCCUUACAAAGGAAAGCGCCCCUUGAAAGACAUAAUUGGAUCAUACAAAAACCGCCACAGCAGUGGUGAUCCUUCGAUUGAGGGAACAUCACCCAGUGGUGGAAGCCUUACUAAGCCCGUCUCUGAGAUGCAGCUGCAGAUUCAAAGCCAGCAGGAAGAACUGGAGCAACUCAAGAAGGACCUGUCCAGUCAGAAGGAGCUCAUUCGGCUGCUCCAGCAGACAGUCCGGUCUUCUCAAUAUGACAAGUAUUUUACGAGCCACCAAAUCAGCCAGGGGGUCCCCAGGGACACACUGGAGCUUCUCCACCAGAAGGACGAGCAGAUCCUGGGCCUGAGUGGCCAGCUGGAGAGGUUCGGCCUGGAGAAGGAGAGUCUGCAGCAGGAAGUGAGGACGCUGAAGAGCAAGGUGGGCGAGCUCAACGAGCGGCUGGGGAUGCUGAUGGAGACCAUCCAGGCCAAGGACGAGGUCAUCAUCAAGCUCAGCGAGUGUGAGGGCAGCGUGUCUUCGCCCACCUUGGGGCCAAGCUCUCCUUUGGCCACACCAGCCAGCAGAGACCAGCUGGAGCUGGACAGGCUAAAAGAUAGUCUACAAGGGUACAAAACCCAAAAUAAAUUUCUAAAUAAGGAAAUUUUGGAACUCUCUGCUCUACGAAGAAAUGCAGAAAGGAGAGAGAGGGAUCUGAUGGCAAAGUAUUCUAGUCUGGAAGCCAAGCUCUGCCAGGUAGAAAGUAAGUACUUGAUACUGCUUCAAGAAAUGAAGACACCAGUUUGCUCAGAAGAACAGGGGCCUACCAGGGAUGUCAUAGCCCAGUUGCUGGAGGAUGCUCUGCAGGUUGAGAGCCAAGAGCAGCCGGAGCAGGCAUUCAUUAAGCCUCAUCUGGUCAGUGAGUUUGACAUCUACGGGUUUAGGACUGUCCCUGAUGACGAUGAGGAAGAGAAAUUGGUGGCCAAAGUCCGAGCAUUGGACCUGAAGACUCUGUACCUCACAGAAAACCAAGAAGUUUCCACUGGGGUCAAGUGGGAAAACUAUUUUGCAAGCACAAUGAACAGGGAGAUGGUAUGCUCUCCGGAGCUCAAGAACCUGAUCCGAGCAGGCAUUCCGCACGAGCACCGCUCCAAAGUGUGGAAGUGGUGUGUCGACCGUCACACCAGGAAGUUCAAGGACAGCAUGGAGCCUGGCUACUUCCAGAGCUUGCUCCAGAAGGCACUGGAGAAACAGAAUCCUGCCUCUAAGCAGAUUGAGCUGGACCUGUUGCGGACUCUGCCCAACAACAAACAUUACUCCAGCCCCACAUCAGAAGGCAUCCAGAAGCUGCGCAAUGUCCUGCUAGCCUUCUCCUGGCGAAAUCCAGAUAUUGGCUACUGCCAAGGCCUCAACAGGUUGGUGGCAGUGGCCCUCCUUUACCUGGAACAGGAAGAUGCUUUCUGGUGUCUCGUCAGCAUCGUGGAAGUCUUCAUGCCUCGAGACUAUUACACAAAGACUCUGCUGGGGUCCCAGGUGGACCAGCGGGUGUUCAGAGACCUCAUGAGUGAGAAGCUGCCUCGAUUGCACACCCAUUUUGAGCAGUACAAAGUGGACUAUACCCUCAUCACCUUCAACUGGUUUCUGGUGGUAUUUGUGGACAGUGUUGUCAGUGACAUCCUUUUCAAAAUAUGGGACUCUUUCCUUUAUGAGGGACCAAAGGUUAUUUUCCGUUUUGCCCUGGCACUUUUUAAAUACAAGGAAGAGGAGAUCCUGAAACUGCAAGAUGCCAUGUCCAUCUUCAAGUAUCUCCGUUACUUCACUCGAACUAUCCUUGAUGCCAGGAAGCUGAUCAGCAUCUCCUUCGGGGAUCUGAACCCCUUCCCCCUGCGCCAGAUUCGGAACCGGCGAGCCUACCACUUAGAGAAGGUCCGGCUGGAGCUGACAGAGCUGGAGGCCAUCCGAGAGGAUUUCCUGCGUGAGCGGGACACUAGCCCUGACAAAGGCGAGCUGGUUAGCGAUGAGGAGGAAGACACUUGAAUGAACCCCCACCCUAGGAUGCUGCUCUUCAUGCCUUUACAACCAAAAGUAGCAAAGAGGACUCCAGGCAUGCCUCUGCUCAUUCAGCUGCCAGAAUGUAACAACUGUGGCCUCUGGGUAUCUGCUGGGCAGAUGACCCAAACUAAGCUGCACUUUCCCAUCUCCCAUUUGGGGGCUGGCUGCAGGUUAGGGGGACUGGUGGCUUUAGAGCCAUUUCCAUGUCAAGGCAUUCAGUCACAUGCAUCACAGUCAUGCUGCCUGAUUGGUGCCUCGCCAGUUGACUGUUUCCAAGGGCCUGUUUACAGCGUCUGCCCAUUGUGUGAGUGUUUGACCCUGCAAAUCUACUAUACUCCACGUC
This is a messenger RNA of Cricetulus griseus (Chinese hamster), 2887 nucleotides long. Lineage: Eukaryota; Metazoa; Chordata; Mammalia; Rodentia; Cricetidae. The record is from RefSeq and is a predicted model, not a curated record.